Molecule: messenger RNA, 696 nt
Organism: Meloidogyne enterolobii
Lineage: Eukaryota; Metazoa; Nematoda; Chromadorea; Rhabditida; Meloidogynidae
Source: the annotation of a GenBank genome assembly
UGGUGAGGGAGGAAAUGCUCUAUUGAUCCUUUGUUUCGAUCAGCAUUUUCCAAAACUCCUCUUUUUAUGUCAUUUUCAAUUAUUUUCUCAUAUUCAAGCAUUAAAUCUGGGUUCUUUUUAAGUCUUUCCAUUAAACCCGCAAAACGCCUAUAGGCUAAAGAAAAAUUGGAAGGUAAUUUUUCUCUUUCUUCUUUCCAUGGCCAUUUUACAAUAUAUCGACCAUUCGGAGAACGCUUUAUAGUCUUUUUAAAGAAAUCCAUUGCAACCUGAUCAUCUUUGGUUGUCGGGUCAUCCUUAACUCCUAUGGUUUCCAAACUCCAAAAAUUAUUUAAUUUUUCAUCAGAGUCUAUAUUUAAUAUUGGUACAAUUUUAUUAUUUUUCUUUUUUGAUAAAAUUCCAUUUAAUUCACUUUCAAGCUCUCCACAAAUAAUUGUACCAACCGAAGUGUCAACCUUAAACAAAUUAUCUGAUAAGGGUACCAAAUUGCGGAAAAAUUUCCAAAAGUGCUUUAUACCAAUUAAAACGUCUGGUACUUUUUCUGACGUUCGAAUUCUACCAUUUUCUAAAUUAGCACACUUUAUAUUUGGCAUUAUUUCUUUUUUAAUUUUAUAUGCAAUAAUUUCUUCUCUACUUCCAUCUUCGAGAAUAAUUUCAAAUAAAAACUUUGCUGAUUUAAUUCUUAUAGGUUCUUUAUGA